Messenger RNA from Amoebophrya sp. A120, 1477 nucleotides. The record is from the annotation of a GenBank genome assembly. Lineage: Eukaryota; Dinophyceae; Syndiniales; Amoebophryaceae.
CAAGGACAAAGAACAGAACAAUAGACGAGACAUGAUCGCGAUUUGAACCCACAAGGCUGAAGAAGCGACUUCGUAGCACAGAUAAAAAGAGGUUGAGGUAGACGACCUAGACGCGACAAAAGCAACAUAAUAAAUGGCGGGUGGCGUGAUGAAACUUCUGUUUUCCGACCAUCUUCAGGCUGCUCAGCACGAGCACCACCAUCACGCAGCGACAAGUUUCAAUGGGAUCCCGUCUUUUGCUACUGGCAUCAACAGCCAAGGGUAUUCUCCACCCUUCAAGACCGAUGAUCUGUACAACACGCUGCGUCAGGCGGCGAGUGCAAACGAUCGAGCCUGGGUUGCUGCGAACACGGCACAAAAUGCGCUGUCGGCCGCAACGGCCGCGGUUCAGCAAGCGGUGAUGCUCAUCAUGAACCAGAAAGCCACAGGACCCCCGCUCACCGAAGCUACUCCCUUCGGGAUGCAAACACCCGCGACCACCGCGGCGCAGGGAAUGGGUAACACAGUUGGAGUUGCUUUUUCGACAACUAUGUAUGACUAAAACUAUUCCUGAUUUAAGUUUGACUUUUUUGGUUUUAUCGUCCUCAUGGGGCUGGGCACGAUUUAGAUUUACCAGACACAUUCUCAAAAUCCUGUUCCUACCAGGUAGGAACAGGAUUUUGAGAAUGCGUCCGAGACAGAAAACGAAAAAACGGAAUGUGAACAUUUACCUUUGAAAUAUAAAUUUGAAAAACUUUAUUGCAGCCGCAAUGAGUGGGGUGACCGACGUUAAUGCGCUGUGCCUAGGAUCUCCACACGACGGUCUCCUGCAGCACAUGAAUACCGCGAGAAGCAUGCCCGCGAAUCUUGCAAGCGAGCAGCACCAGAAGUGUGUAAGCGCAACUGGAAAAAGUGCAUCAAACACGUACAAGACAAAACGGAGCGGGAACGGCAGGAGAAAUGCGAAAGACAAGGAGCAGGAAAAUCGCAGCACCAGUAAGUGCAAAACGGCAGGCGGGGGCAGAGCCACAGCCGAUGGAUUGCUCAUUGGCGGUGCUUCCGGAGACGACAUUGAUGGGGCCACGUCUCCAGGACCUGUGUCUCCGUUCUUAUGACGAAGACGAGAUAGAGAUAGACUCACUCGGAUACAAAAAACAUUUCGCUUCUCGUCUUUUUGUGCUUGGUUUCGAAUGGUUUCGUUGUUUUUAUAUUGAAAAAAUCCAGUAGCUUAUGUAGUAAAAGUAAGUAUACAAAAUCCAAAUCUUUUUAUACAAAUGAACUUAUCUCUCCCUUUCUGCCUAGUAGCAUUGAUGACGUACAACGAACUGCUCGGAAAUUUCCGCUCAUUGCAAAACCAAUGUGAACAAUCUCUAGUUCUUUCGGACCAAUCAGUUUCAACAAAAAAGAGCUGAGUAUUUGCUCCUGUGCGCAGCCUGAAGAAACUGCCUUCGACCAGCACUGUGGAUACAACGAGGUACAGCAAGGGUAUCAGUUUAAU